Messenger RNA from Portunus trituberculatus (swimming crab), 3800 nucleotides. RefSeq lists its product as uncharacterized. The record is from RefSeq and is a predicted model, not a curated record. The coding region runs from base 279 to 1139 and encodes 286 amino acids. Lineage: Eukaryota; Metazoa; Arthropoda; Malacostraca; Decapoda; Portunidae. The transcript is spliced from 5 exons.
ACUUCUCAGCCAGUCAUCACCCGGCCAGCGAAGGAUGUGGAUGCGUGACGCUCGCUCCGUCCGCCGUGCUCUCUCUGGCCACCGGGCUCGCUGAUCCUUCCUCCCACGCGCGUGUUCUUCGGGUGUCGCUAUCAGGGUUUCAAAAUCAUAUUUGUGCCACUAGUUACGCAAACUGAAGACCAGGAUUAAUGUCGGGAACAAGCUGAUAGUGUCGGAAACGAGUGCUUCAACAAGUGGCUUAUUGAAGGCUUUUGAUCAUCACUGUGUCCUCAUCAGCCAUGGGCGGGACCUGUACCUCCAGUUCCUUUCUGCCGCUACUUCUGGCCACCCUCAGCAUCACGCACGAUCUGAGCCGCGGCCUGCGCAUCACCAAGGUGGAAGUGCCGAGCCCCGUGGUGGUGGGGGAAGGUGGGUGGCUGGUGUGUGAGUUCGCUGAGGAUGGUCAGAGUGUUUACGCCCUCAAGUGGUACCUGGGACUGGACGAGUUCUACCGCUGGACGCCUGCCGAGAGCCCCCCAGUGAAGACCUUCCCGGUAGACGGCAACCCACUUCGGGUGGACAAAAACGCCUCCAGUCGCGGCCGAGUCAAGAUUCAUGAUGUGAGGCUCGGGGCUGCUGGCGUGUUUCGCUGCGAGGUGUCCGGCGAGGCCCCGCACUUCCACACCGAGUCAGGCGUGUCAGAGAUGAAGGUCGUUGACCUGCCUGACAAGAAGCCGCUGAUCACCGGGGUGCAGGGCAGCUACCAGAUGCACGAGGACGUGAUCGUGAACUGCUCGUCGCCACGUUCCCUGCCACCCGCUACUCUCACCUUCUAUGUCAACGAUGAACAGGCCGAUCCAUCAUGGGUGAUGCAGUAUCCGACUUACGAAGACCCCGAAAGUGGCCUGGAGACAUCAAUACUGGGUUUGCGGUUCCCCUUGCGGCCGAGGCUACUUCGGGGGGGCAUAGCUGAGGUCAAGUGCACCGCUUCCAUUCUCAACAAGUACUGGGAGAGCAGUGUGGUGUCCGUGUAUAGUGACAUGCCCUAUCAUGCUUCAAUCAUGGAGGGACGCGCCGCCACGGGCACAGGGUGUUUGGCGGCAAUCUCCAGUACGAUCACCCCCAUGUUGCUGGUGUUACUCCUGCUGCUGCUGCGCUAGACACUCCUGUGCCCAGUUACCGGGAAGCCCUGGAUCCUAUCGUUCGCCAAGGGUGUGUGCUGCUUUAGUUGGAUGGAAGCUUCUCCUACACUAAUUUAUAUCCACACCGAAAUAUAUUGCGCGUGCUUAGGAAAGACGAUCGUGUUUCCUCGACGAGUGAGGUCUGCUCAGCGUGUCGAGAACGCUUUGAUUCUAGUAUGGCAACGCGUCAGAGCACGAGAUAUUUGAUCUGCUCUCUGCUUCUAAUUCAAGUGUUUCCAAAAAUUAUGAAGUCCAGACCUACUGAAUGCUGUGACAAACAUCGAUCGCUGUGUUGUGUCGCAAUGUGAAAACGCUCCCUAGUCAGGCUUAUAGUGCAGCAGGAGCAUCUGUGUUCGGUGUUGAGGUGGGGCCGUGUGCGUUCUCACAGACUUGUGCCUCAGGACACAGUGGUCGAGAUGAGACACCCCAGGGACGCUGUGGAAGAUGCGCUGUGCUGAAGGUGUUUUCUGUGCUGGAAAUUUUAGCAUAAAUGUAUUGUCGCCAUAGGUUAUAUUAUUCUCUCUAAAGUCAACCUUUCGGUUCCCAUGGUAUGUGCGAGUCUGUGGCGUGCUGUAAAUAUGUAGUGGAUUUCUGAAAAAAAAACCUAAUAAAGAGCGUGGUUAUGAGGGCCGCAACUACGCCAGCCCUUACGGUGUGAGGAAGGAAGACUAACAUUUCCUCAAGACAUACUACCAGCAUGAGGACCGGUGCGGUGAGUGACGGGCAGCACCAGCGGGGUAUGAUUGGGGGACCCGCCUACUUCUUCACGUCAUCAUUAAAAUGGACGCCCUGAAAAUAAUGAGCUGUUUCACGAUUUCUGUGGGUUUUUGAUAUAUUGGAAGAUCCAUCACUAGUUAUCAUGCUUUGAAAGGAAUCGUCUUUUAUCAUGUGCAUUAAUUCAGUAAGCCAUUAAUUAUUAACAACACGGUAACAAAAUAAGGAGAGCCACUAACAAGGCUAUUCUAAGUGACCAUCCUGCGGCGCCUCAAGGCCUGUUAGUGCAUCCGGACGCCGCCACCAUGCUUCUCGCACCUGCAGGGUCAUUCCUCAGUCCACGAGAAGAAAAGACUGAUGUGAGUGGCCAAACAAGAUGGAGGUGGGGCCCUUCUCACAUUGCAGGUUAUGCGAACGCACGCCAGGAACACAGUACAUCUGCUGCGCGGGAACAACAGUAAGUCAUGUCGGGUCCAUUUAUUAGAAUCCUGGAGUUGUUAGUGAUGUCAAUUUUGUUACAUUAAUAGGUAUGGAGAGAGAAAAAAAGCUUACUUGUAUUCCAAUUUUUCGUUUUGAUGCACAGGUGAGAAUAUGAAAAUGAUGAAUGAGUUGCAGUGUUUUUUAUUCAAAACAACAAUCUGAAAUUGAAAUAGUACUUUUGUGUUAAAAUAAAUAAACGCAGAAACAUGUUGAGGGUGCUAGAUUCCGUACCCUUUUUUUUCACAGCCGAUGCAGAUCAGCUUUGGAUGAAAGAGGCUUUGUGGUGAUGCGUGAUUAUUUAAUUUUGAGCACCAGUGUGCCAGCAUGAAUGUUGCCGGGACGCGUUUGAUCUUGCGCGGAUGAAUUUGACUUGUAUUUAUUGAAUUGCCCCGUGGACCUCCAUUACCUUUAACGUACGCCUGUGUGUGUGUGUGUGUGUAAGAGAGAGAGAGAGAGAGAGAGAGAGAGAGAGACUCAUCAUUAUCAGAACAUGUCAUUACUUGUAUUUAUUUUCUACCUUUAGAUAUUAUCAAAAUAGAAUCACGUGAUGAAAAUGUAUUCAGUAUUUUAUUUAUCAUUUAUGCAUACUUUUACAAAGGAUAAAAUGUAAUUGUAAUACUUUGGAAUGUCUUCAGUUGCAAGACUAGACGAAGGGUUUAUACCACCAAAGAUUAAGAGAUAAAAUUAAGAGCCAAUGCAUAAUUUUUAUAUGUAAAUGUUUUCAUCAUUGCUCGGUUGUGUGGCCUUGUAAGCUAAAGAGAGAGAAAAAAGUGUGGUAUUGUUCUGCGUUUAGAUUAUUUUAGAUUGUCCUCAAAAAAAUAUUCAGUAACAAAUACUAUCUUAAUUAUCUUUAAAUUGUGAACAAUUAAUUACUGUCUUAUGUAUAUCAUGAUAUAGAUUAUUGAAAGGAUGCCCGGGAGUCCAAACACAGAAUGUGAAUGCAAACAUGUCCGAGUUCUUGGCCGCGUGAGUAGUGCGCGGUCCUCACCAGAAUGUGCUGUACAGACAGGGUCGUCAGAGCUUUCUUCUUUUGAUCUUUCUUUUCAUUCACAUAUGAGCGGAUUAAGCGAUUACUUUUAUUGAACGACUUCAGUUCAUAAAUCCACGAAAUGGAAACACGUGGGUAGAGCAGCAUCGCUCAGACCGUACGUUACUUGGGUCUGCUUGCAGUCGGUGAAGAGGAUUAGUAAAUUGUUGGUGUGUCACCUGCCAGCACGUCACUCCUGGUAUUGCAACUCCUUGUGUAAUUGUCGGUAUUUAAUUGUUUUAAGUGAUGAUCACACAUACUGUUUUCCAUCGCUCUGAAAGGCAAGUUCCGGGUUUUUCUUUGUCAACACGAUGGCAGCUCGUCAAACCGAACUUAAACAUGGAUCUUUUUUGCCAGAUACUCUGCAUACAUCAUUCCAUUUCCUCGUUACUUCGUCCGAUGGUGUUCUGGCGUUACAU